AUGCCUUCCCGAACAAACUCUACUGCCCCCUUCAGCCGCGACUCUGAGGACACUCAUAAUGCUUUCCUUGCGGACGAGGAUGAGUCCAAUUCCUCCAUUGAACAGAGCCAUUACAAUGAGCUCCCAGAGAACACCCAAUUUUUUCAAGAUGCGAUUGCAUCCGGCCAAGAACCGGCCGCCACGUUCCCCGAGGAGGUCCAGGAACCGCGUGUCGAUCACUCAGACACCCGUCCCCGGCUUGUACCAUUUCCGUCUCGCAGCAUUGCCUCACAGGAUUUGCCAGAUGCGUUCCGCCCAGGAUACUUCGACAAUGCCGCCGCCAUGCCCAACCCGUAUCGCUUCCCAGCUGGCGCUCCCACGCAGCCGGCCGAACGACCAGCCCUGUGGGAUGACACCUCAUCAUCAACACCUCCAUUUCCCACGGUCUCUCCCUCCGCAACCUCCUUUGCCGCCCGGGCAUCUAGGCUGAGCCCGCACCACAUGCGUACAGUCGACUUCUCACCUUCUCCGCCGUCACCUAGUUGUCUGGCUUAUUCGUCCACGGCUCGUGUUGUGCGUGGUAAUAAUCCCUACCAACGGGGCGCAUAUACGGCCCAGAUGCUCAGCAAUAUCCGACUAUCAGCAGGCGCCGCUGCUGCCGCGGCUAUCGGCCCGGAUUAUCUAAUGCCACUCUUGGAGGGAGACAUGAUCGAUGCUCUUCGGAGGGAGCGGGAGCGGAACCGUACCUACACGGGCGGUGACGGAGCUGAGCGUGCGGACCGGCUUCGAAUGAACGUAGGUCCAGGGGCACACAGCGUCCGUCGCCGCAGGCUGGCUCACCGCCCCCGUAGGCCAUUCGGGAGCCUCAAUACAUGCUUUGAUAACAUGGUGCAUGAGAACCUGGCAACCGUCGGCGGCGAAACGUCCCAAGAGGCCGCUGCCCAGAACCUGGCCCUGAGAGAGGCCCAACGCUUCCUGCAUGAAUGUAUCGAUCAGCGCAGAGCAAGGAGAGAAGCUCAGCAGCAGGACGAGGAGGACACAGAGGAUGAGGAGGAAGGCCAGGAGCCGGAUUCCACUACUGAUGGUGAGCACGAGGACGAGGACGACGAGGAAUACUAG
This is a messenger RNA of Clonostachys rhizophaga, 1098 nucleotides long. Lineage: Eukaryota; Fungi; Ascomycota; Sordariomycetes; Hypocreales; Bionectriaceae. The record is from the annotation of a GenBank genome assembly.